Messenger RNA from Trichoderma gamsii, 1362 nucleotides. RefSeq lists its product as hypothetical. Gene Ontology annotation, molecular function: zinc ion binding; DNA binding. The coding region runs from base 1 to 1362 and encodes 453 amino acids. Gene Ontology annotation, biological process: DNA-templated transcription. The transcript has 4 exons. NCBI's taxonomy places the organism in Eukaryota, Fungi, Ascomycota, Sordariomycetes, Hypocreales, Hypocreaceae. The record is from RefSeq and is a predicted model, not a curated record.
AUGUCAAAAUUGCCGACGUCUGCAACAGACCUUCAACGCCGUAGCUGCCGAAGUAAGAAGAAAGCUGCCUAUAGAAAUCAUUGGCAAGAAUCUCCCACAAUAAAUGCGCAAGAAGAACCGGGCUUGUCCUCACCUGCAUCUUCAAACAGUAGGGCAGCUAAUACCUCAGUCACGGCUUUGCCCGCCUCCCAAAGUAACCACGAGUUCAGAAUUCAUUGCUCCACGGGGCUUUUGUACGACGACUCUGCCGCAUACACCGCCCCGGGGGGUAAUCAGAAAGAUUUUCCCUCUGGUACAUGCUCAAUUCAAGGUUCAGUUUCGGAAUCAGUCAAUGCGAUUGCUCUGCCUCGGCCAACUCUUCUAAAAGCUUGGUUCGCCGCAUACAUGACUAACACAUCUCACUACUGUCCUGUUGUCGAUGUUAAGGAUGUCCUUGGACCUGAAGGAGCAUCGAAAUCUUUGAAUCUGGCGGUGUGUAUGGUUGGUAAUAUUAUGCGUCACGAUCCAGAUGGCCCACAAGUUGCUGUUGACUUUUAUCAACAACUGAAGCUUUUUUUGGCAACCGGUGGCGAGGUAGACGCUAUCUCUACCCUUAAAGCGAUAUGUUUGGCGUCCUGUCUCAGCAUUGAACCUUCCAGUCCUAUUCGUCUUCACGGCCCAUUAUAUUGGACGAGUGCCGGUAUCAGUCUAGCUCUUCAAAUCGGCUUACACCGAGAAGCCACUUAUAAGAAUCGAAAGGAUACAUCACACCUGCGGAGGAUCUUCUGGUAUCUUCGGAACAGUGACGCUUUUCUCACAGCGUGCUGGGGCAGGCCACGCCUCUUGCGAUGCAACGACUAUGACACAAAGCCUCCAGAAGCAGAAGAUUUUGAUAAUCCUGGGCUCGAUUCGCUAAUCUUCAUUGAAACAACCAAACUUUGCGAUAUUUUAGAGUUCUUAUCCGACUACUUUGCGGAGCAACAAGGCGCAGCUACUAGCCUGAUCAGCAUGGGUGAUGCCUUGGUGGACUGGAUCAAGCACUUACCACCAGAACUGUGUCUCUAUGACAGAGAUGGCCAUCGAAAACUUUAUUCUCGCCCUGUUUCUGAGCUAUUCAUUCAGUACUUUGUCACAAUUAUUCUGGGUCAAUUACCAAGGCAGAAGCAAAAGGAACACUUGCCCCCACCAUCAAUUUCGUCGUUUGUAGCAGCUUCCUGCGCCGUGGAGCUUUAUGACGAAAUUAAUUGUCGAGACGAUAGCGUGUCCCUUCUCCCUAUGCACGGUCAAGGAUUCAAGCACAAGGGCCGAGGCGAGGCGGCAGAGGAUGAUUGGAGUGCUUCGUUCGGUCCUGGAACGUAUGCGAGGAAGAUAUGGAGACGCUGA